AUAAUUGAAACAUUCCAUUCAAUUGGACUCUCUAUACUGGGAUUUCUUGUGUUACCUGUGUUUGAUCCAGCUUCUGCGUCUGUCGUUUAUUUAGCAACUGGCGUUUUCCCGCCUUUAUUAGACCUUUGUGAUAAGAUUGUCAAUGCGAUUGGUAUGAAAUUCCCUGACACAUUGAAUAAUAAAAAAAAUGCCAAGGUCCAGAAUCAAACAAAUGAGCAAAUAAACGAUGGAAAUUUACAGGGAAGUAGUUUAGAUAAUACCGUAGGAUCGCCUGUUAAAACUUCAUUCUGUAAUGAGACAUCAAAAAUAUCCUUCUUAUUGCCAUUUAUAGGGUUUACAUUGCAGAUUGCUGGAAUUAUUCUUAUAACCAUUUACAUUAAAAUUGGAUCAGUGAUGGCUUUAUUUGUGCUGUCCGUCCUUUUAGUCUCAAUUAAGUACUGGGAAAACUUCAUUUCAAUGGGGACAGGAGAUUCGACUUUUUUCCGCAAAUUAAAACGAGAACUACAUAUAGGAAGAACUAAAACCUCGUGUAUAGUCAGUCUCUGGAAAAUGCUUAUAACUUUUCUUGCACUUAUCACGAUUAUUACUAGUCGAGGUAACAACUCAAUGCUGGUUUUUAGAGCAUUGUUUAAUAAAGGAAUAGCAUUGACAAAUACCUUCUUUGGAGAGCAACACAUAGGAUUUAAUCCAAUUUGCCAAACUAAUGUGCCAUUUGUAGCAGCACUUAUUUGUAUUAUAUGUGACUACCUGUGUUACAAGACAUCAAAAACCGUAUGCGUAAUCAACUGUCAACGAUUUGGUUUUAGUCUACCCAUGGCUGUCAUUCCACCUGUCGUAACUAUUGUAAUAGGAGGCUUAAUCCAUCAUCCGGAUAUUUUGAAAUUAGACUCCUGUGAUUUACUUUUUUCUGACUGGUGUAUCAAGGACAAUAGUCGUUUAGCUGAAAAGUGCAAAGAAUUAUUCAUAGCAUUUGUUUUGCUGUACUUGUCCUUUUUGUUAAUAGCAAGACAUAUUUGGAAAUCAAAUGGACGGAAAAACGGCGAAACUGCAAGAAUAUUGAUUUCACCCUUUUACUGUGGACUUUUAACUGAUUUAUCUUUGAUACUGAAUCGCAGAAGAAAUGAUGAUGAAUAUGACAUUGUUCACCGUGAGAAGAAACCCGACAAAGAAACUAAGAAAAAGAAAACUCUUUACGCCUGCUGUGCCACAAUGUGGCAUGAGAAUGCAAUUGAAAUGAAACAGCUAGUUACAUCAUUAUUAAGGUUAGACCAGCGACAGGCUAAAAACAAGUUUUUGAAAGAAGAGUUUGUCGAAGACGUCGAGACAUUCGACUUAGAAGCUCAUGUGUUUUUUGAUGAUGCAUUUCUACCAAAGAAAGGUAAAGACGACACAAAGAAAGUAAUGAAUUCAUAUGUACAAACCUUUAUUCAGGAAUUACACGAUGCUACUAGGGAAUUUUAUGAGAAACAAAUUGAAUUACCAGAUGGCGGUAUGCUAAGAACUCCUUAUGGUUCUAGAAUUGAAUGGACACUUCCUGGAGAGAAUAAAUUGUUUGUACAUUUAAAAGACAAUACAAAAAUUCGAAACAAGAAGCGUUGGAGUCAGGUGAUGUACAUGCUGUUUAUUCUAAAAUGGAAAAUUAAACGUAGAUUCAAAAGUAAAGGAUUAAAGAAAAAGGAAAAAAAGAAAGCAAUACAGGAGGCCGCUGAAAAUACAUUCCUACUGGCACUUGACGGAGAUGUUGACUUCCAACCAGAGGCUGUUCUAAGUUUAAUGAGACGAAUGGAAAAGAACGACAAAGUAGGGGCAGCAUGUGGAAGAAUUCAUCCCAUUGGAAAUGGUCCAAUGGUUUGGUAUCAACAGUUUGAAUAUGCUAUAAGUCAUUGGCUUCAGAAAGCAACUGAACACGUGAUUGGCUGUGUCUUAUGUAGUCCUGGGUGUUUCAGUUUGUUUCGUGGUUCUGCAAUAUUACAACACGAAGUCCUUGAGACAUAUACCUCAGUUGCACAAGAGGCAAGGCAUUGUUUGCAAUAUGAUCAAGGCGAAGAUCGGUGGUUAUGCACUUUGCUUCUUCAAAAGGGAUGGAAAAUUGAAUAUUGCGCAGAAUCAGAUUCAUACACAUUUGCUCCAGAAUCUUUUUAUGAGUUCUACAACCAACGUAGACGCUGGACUCCUUCAACUAUGGCCAAUAUUUUAGAAAUAAUUCAAGAUUGGAGAAAUGUUACGAAGAACAACGAAAAUAUAUCCUUCCUGUACAUUGUCUAUCAGGUGUUUUUGUUUGUUUCAACCGUUCUCACUCCUGGAACAAUAUUUAUGAUAAUAUUAGGAGCUCUUAUUGUUGGAUUUGAUAGCAUUCCACCAUGGUUGGCACUGAUUUUGAACCUAAUUCCAGUAGUAGCGUUCAUAUUAAUGUGUUUGUAUACCUCAACUGAACGGCAGUUGCAAAUGGCAGCCAUUUUAUCUUGCAUAUACGUUAUUGUCAUGGUUGUUGUUAUGAUCGGAGUUGUGCGAGACGCCAUAGUUGAGGGUUUAUGCUCAACGACCACUAUUUUCAUAAUGUUUGUGGCUGGAGUUUUUGUAAUUUCCGCUAUUCUUCAUCCUAAGGAGAUCCUCUGCUUACUCCCUGGAAUACUUUAUUUUUUGGCUAUACCCUCAAUGUCUAUGUUGAUGUUUUUAUAUUCAAUUGGUAAUCUUCAUGUCACAUCAUGGGGUACAAGAGAUACCAACACAAAAAAGGAGUCCGACAAUAAGUCAAAAACGGAGAAGAUAAAUGAGAAAGAGGCCACGGAACAUCUUUGUUCAAUAGGAAAGUUUGUUUGUUGUGCAAUGUCUACUUCGAAAGAUCACACAACAGAUAAACGUUCGAAUAAAGACCAAGAUCAAAAAGUUGAAGCCAACAAUGAAAAGUCAACUAUAAAUGAUGAAAGGCAAGAGAAGAUAGAUGUUGAAGACGAUGACAGUCAAGAUAAAGAUAUGACUCGUUUCACCGUCGAUGAAAGUGUCCCGAAUAUAAGCAAAAAGGAAACAACAUUUUGGGAGGAAAAGAUAGAGAGUUAUUUAAAACCACAUGAUAAGAUGGAUCGGUUUACGAUUGCACGAGAGAAAAAACUGAAAACCGAAUUAGUUGAAUUAAGGAAUAGCGUUUGCUUAUUUGUUUAUCUUUUGAAUGCCAUUCUUGUAACAGUAAUGUUUGGGCUUACACAAGUAAACGCUUUCAAAAACUCUCUAACAGCUGGAUUUGACUGCGGUGGCGAAAAUAUUUCGAUUGUUCCUAUAGCAAUAUUAUUCAGUGCAGUAUUUGGAAUUCUUCUUUUAAUACAGUUCUUAUGUAUGCUGUACCAUAGAUUUUCCACGCUUGUUCAUAUCACUGCCAAUACUGACUUACGUAACACAGAAGAUGAAUAUAGUGCUGAAAUAUUAAAGAAAAUUGUAGCGGAUGCUGUAGAACGGAACAGGGAUCAACCCGAAGACGGAACGGACACGGACAUGAAUAGAUCUGUUAUCAAAGCUAAGGAAAAGCAUUAUAAGAAUUUUAAAGAUUUGAUGAUGAAAAAUCAACCGAAACUACGAUCAAUGAUCAAAGGAUCGCUUUACUUAAAGAAUUUGUCAAUGCAGAAGAAAGUAACAGACAAAUGGCAAUCUUUUUUGAAGAAACAGAAUAAACCAGAACCAAAAUUAUUAAACGUUAUAGACAAAAUAAAGAGAAGUAAAAUUGGUCCGGCGCCCACGAAUGACUCUCAAGCGUCCAGUACUAACACCGACAGCAAUGUUUGAACAUAGGGUAGUAAAAUGAAACAAACAAGUUGUAGAUAAUAUUUUUUAGUUAAUUCAAGUUGUAACAAAUGAAUUUUCCUCGGAGUUCAGUAUUUUUGUGAUUUAACUUUUUAUGAUACAAAUGCAAAAAGGUAAAA
Molecule: messenger RNA, 3911 nt
Organism: Mytilus californianus (California mussel)
Lineage: Eukaryota; Metazoa; Mollusca; Bivalvia; Mytilida; Mytilidae
Product: chitin synthase chs-2-like
Exons: 13
Coding region: 154-3774 (1206 amino acids)
Cellular component (GO): cell septum; cell periphery
Molecular function (GO): chitin synthase activity
Source: RefSeq, a predicted model, not a curated record